Mercurialis annua (annual mercury) is the source of this 5387-nucleotide messenger RNA. RefSeq lists its product as uncharacterized. Gene Ontology annotation, biological process: DNA integration. Gene Ontology annotation, molecular function: zinc ion binding; nucleic acid binding. The transcript is spliced from 11 exons. Lineage: Eukaryota; Viridiplantae; Streptophyta; Magnoliopsida; Malpighiales; Euphorbiaceae. Bases 1 to 5121 code for a protein of 1706 amino acids. The record is from RefSeq and is a predicted model, not a curated record.
AUGGAUGACUGUGCAGACAGCAAUUCAGGGCUCCUCAAAAGUAAUCACGGUGCAACUGCCCAAAGAAGCAUGGAUGACUGUGCAGACAGCGUUUCAGGAAUUGAUUUGUUACUAUACAUUUGGAGCCCGACUGCUAAUAAGAAUAAAUUGCUUGUUAGAGAGUUCAUAUGUGAUACUUUUCCUCUAAGAUUGUGUUCCUUUUGUGUUUUACCAGAUAGAAUUAGCUUCAAGUUGAAUUUGCAGUCUGGUUUUGCGGACAGUCAGAGAGCUUGCAUAUUCUAUCUCUCCAUAAUAUCUAGGAUGCAUGAUUUGAAAAUGGAGGUAGUUUUUGAGUUACAUCUCACCAAUAUUUUUUCAAAGGAUAGUAUUUUUAAGUAUGCAGGAUCUCCUAACACUCGGCAAUUCUACAAAGUGAGUGCAUCUUUUCCUUAUAAAUGGAUAAACAAGAAGUGGAAAGAAGGGUUUCAUGUCACUUCCAUCACAACUGCCGUAACUCCUUACACUAUUGGAUCUUUAAUUUUUAAGAUAUCUGAACAGAUUUCUGUUUAUCUUUUAGUGGCUUCUGAUAAUUUCAUGUCUCAGGCUAUUCAAUCAAAACCAUUAGUUGGUGAGGCAUGGAAGAGAAGAGGACAAGCUCGAGCUGCCUUAGGGGAAUCUGUAGAGGUGAGAAUAGUUUCAACUAUUCAUCACAUCUUGGAGUUUUAUUACCCAAAUGAAAAAUUUAUUACUAUCCGCUUGGCUACUUUAAUACAGAAUGUUUUAUCUUGUCAAACAAACAGAAUAAUGGGAGAUAAUCAAGAAGAAAACUUAUCAAAAAAGAAAGACCCGGGCUGGAAAUAUUGUUUUUUGGCAGACAAAAACAAUAGUAAUAAGGUUACAUGUAAAUUUUGUGGCAAGAUAACAACUGGAGUUGUCACCGACAAUGGAAGUAAUUACGUUUCAGCUGCAAAAUUUUUGAUGGAGAAGAGAUCCAAUCUGUUUUGGACUCCAUGUGCAGCCCAUUGCCUAGAUUUGAUGUUAGAAGACAUUGGCAAGAUUGACAAGAUUAAAAAAACACUUAGAAAAGCUAUCAAUCUAGUUGGUUUCAUAUACAACCAUGGUGGUGUCUUGAAUAUGAUGAGGAAUUGCACUAACAAUAAAGAGCUUGCAAGGCAUGGAGUUACUCAUUUUGCCACAUGUUUUCUGACAUUGCAAAGUGUACAUAAUCAGAAGCAAGCCUUGCGAAGCAUGUUCACAUCAAUUGAAUGGACACAAAGCAAAUGGGCCAAAGAGGAAAAGGGGUUUCUGAUUGUAUUAAUGCACGACUCUACUGAUUGCAGGCGCAUUAUCUUUAGUUUUUCUCUAAAGCCUUGCAUUGAUUCGAUUCUGUCAUCAAUACGAGAGCCUUGUGUCGAAUUUGAUUCAAUUCUUCGAUCCAAGAAGUCAGGUUGGUAUCAGAGCCUUGCUACGCUCCCAAAUUUUUUCUUUUUUUCCCCGUUCAUCAUGGCAAGAACUCGACGAGCCCCUGUUCGAACCGAAGCAGAAAUCAACCGCGACGCCAUUAUGGAGCUUCAAGCUCAGAUGGCUGCAGUCACCACCGCCCUCCAAGCCCUUAAUGUUCAACGACCUCCACCACCCGCCCAAGUUCACGUUGAACAAGCACACGAUAAUACAGAUGAUAACGGCGACGACGAAGAUCCACUUGACGCCGACGCUAACCCCUUCGCCCCUCUCCGUCAUAACCGAGCAAUUACACAUAAUGAUGGUCCAACAGUUGAUGAUGGUUUUCAGUGGGAAAGAGGAUUUAAAACAGAAAUCCCUGAGUUCCAUGGCAAUACAUCGGCUGAAGAAUUACUCGACUGGAUCGUCACCGUCGAAGAGAUUCUUGAGUUCAAGAGAGCCCCAAUGGAGCGUUGUGUCCCUGUCCUAACAAUGCGUUUUCGUGGAAGAGCAGCCGCAUGGUGGACACAGUUAAAGACAAAUCGAGUUCGUCUUGGGAAACCUAAAGUCUUAUCAUGGGAAAAGCUUAGGUCGAAACUUAAGAAGACAUUCCUGCCUUACAACUACGAACAGAUUAUGUUCCAACGCCUUCACAAUAUACGUCAAGGAACGCGUUCCGUAGCCGACUACUCAACGGAAUUUUUUCUCCUUCUCAAUCGUGUUGAUAUACAAGACUCCGAGCUACAACUGGUUGCCCGAUUUACAGCAGGUCUUCGACAACAAAUCCAACACACCCUCAACUUGUUCCAUCCAUUAACAGUGUCAGAGGCUCACCAACAAGCCCUCACCAUUGAGUCGCAAACCAGAACCACUUUUUCGUGGACUGCGGCACGCUCAUCACGUAUUGGUCCGCAACAACAGAACCCUCUUCCUACGGAUGAUACAACUCCACAACACGCCGCGACUGCUAUCGUACCAUUCCCGGACAAAACAGCACAACGGCCAUCGUCGCUUCGAUGCUUUGCGUGUGGCGAAAUUGGCCACCGACAGUCUAACUGUCCACAACGAAACCGCAGAGGCCUUCUUAUUGAUUCGACCGGCACAGAUGUGGAAGUAAUAUACGAUGAGGAACCACCAGAAGCUCCUGAAGAGAACAUGGAUCUUAUCGCCGACACUGGACCAUCACAUUACCGCAUGAGUCCUAGCGAACACGAGGAGCUACGACGCCAAGUUGAGGAACUCGUAAUCAAAGGCUACUUACGAGAGAGCCUUAGUCCAUGUGCCGUCCCCGCGUUGCUCAUACCAAAGAAAGACGGUUCUUGGAGAAUGUGUGUCGAUAGCCGCGCUAUAAAUAAAAUUACAGUGCGCUAUAGAUUUCCAAUACCACGCUUAGACGAUCUCUUAGACCAAAUUGGUGCUGCCAAAAUUUUCUCUAAAUUGGAUCUUCGCAGUGGUUAUCAUCAGAUACGAAUUCGUCCGGGAGACGAAUGGAAGACAGCUUUUAAAACACGGGAAGGACUUUUCGAGUGGCUUGUAAUGCCCUUCGGCUUAUCUAACGCCCCAAGCACCUUUAUGAGGGUUAUGAAUCAAUUGCUUCGACCUUUUAUUGGUAAAUUCGUAGUGGUUUAUUUUGAUGAUAUUCUCAUCUUCAGUAUGUCAUUAUCGGAUCAUCUUACCCAUCUGAAGGAAGUACUUCUCGUUCUCCGUCGCGAGCAGCUUUUCGCCACGUUAAAAAAAUGCGAGUUUGGUUCCCCGCAGGUUCACUUUCUUGGCUACAUCGUCUCUGCCAAUGGACUCGCUGUUGACCCGGGUAAGGUGGAAGCCAUAAAGACUUGGCCUGUUCCCACUACAUUAUCGGCCACAAGAAGCUUCCAUGGGCUUGCCUCGUUUUAUCGCCGGUUCGUACCACAAUUUAGUAGUUUGAUGGCACCGUUAACUGAUUGCAUUCGGCGUGAUGGCUUAUUUACUUGGACCCCUGAAGCAUCUAAAGCGUUCGAGCUAAUCAAAACUAAAUUAAUCUCGGCCCCCAUCCUCGCUCUCCCAGAUUUUACUCAAGUGUUUGAGCUCCAUUGUGAUGCUUCUAAGAUUGGAAUUGGUGCCGUCUUAAGCCAACGCAAUCGUCCUAUUGCCUUUUUCAGCGAGAAACUAGCUGGAGCUCGUAUGCGUUAUAGUACGUACGAUGUCGAGUUUUAUGCCGUUGUUCAGGCUAUCAAACAUUGGAGACAUUAUCUUUUUCACAAAGAAUUUGUUCUCUUUACCGAUCACGAUGCGUUGAAGCAUCUGAGUAGUCAAGACAAAGUCUCAGCUCGUCAUGCAUCUUGGGUAGCAUACCUUCAACAAUUCACGUUUGUCAUAAAGCACACAUCAGGAAUCUCCAAUCGUGUGGCGGAUGCCUUAAGCCGACGACAUUCAGUACUGGCUGUUCUUCACGUCUCCGUCCCUGGCUUUGCCGCUUUUGCCGAUAUGUAUGAGUCCGAUGACUUCUUUGGUCGGGUUCUCCUUGACAUCCAGGCUGGUUGUUCGCAAGAUUUCACAAUUCAUGACGGAUUCCUUUUUCGUGGUGACCGUCUUUGCAUACCAGAUUGUAGCUUGCGGCUUCAACUCAUUGCGGAAACACAUAAUGAAGGUCAUAUUGGUCGCGAUAGGACUUUGCAUUUGAUCUCCCAGUCGUAUUUCUGGCCGUCUUUACGACGCGACGUUGAGCGCUUUGUGGAACGAUGCACGACUUGCCAGACAUCGAAGGGCCAUGCCACCAAUGCCGGCCUUUACCUUCCCCUCCCUAUUCCAACUCAACCUUGGUCCGACAUUAGUAUGGAUUUCGUUAUGGGACUUCCUCGUACGCAGAAAGGUUUCGAUUCUAUCUUCGUCAUUGUCGACCGUUUCUCUAAAAUGGUGCACUUCGUCCCAUGUAAACGAACGACCGAUGCCCUCCAGGUCGCAACACUCUUCUUUCGCGAAGUUUAUAGACUCCAUGGGCUACCAACUUCUAUAGUUUCAGAUCGUGAUUCUAGAUUCUUGGGUCACUUCUGGCGUUCCCUUUGGAAGAUGUUGGGUACUAGUCUCGAUAUGAGUUCGGCAUAUCAUCCUCAAACGGACGGUCAAACCGAGGUGACUAAUAGAUCAUUGGGAAAUUUACUUCGUUGUCUCGUAGGUGAUUCCAUCAAGACUUGGGAUUCUAAACUACCGCAAGCGGAAUUUGCUCAUAAUCAUGCCCUCAACAGAAGUUCGGGAUUCAGUCCGUUUCAGGUCGUUUAUGGUCUCCUGCCCCGUGGGCCUCUUGAUCUUACUACUCUGCCGGAUCGUACUCGUCUCCAUGGUGUUGCUGAUGAUUUCAUUGAUAACGUCCACAGCAUUCAUGCACAAGUUAUUGCCAAUCUCGAGUCCUCCUCGUCAAAGUAUAAAGCUGCUUCUGAUUCUCGCCGUCGUCGCGUGAUCUUCGAAAUUGGUGAUCAAGUUUGGGCAUUUCUUACCAAAGAUAGAAUGCCUGCGCAUGCUUACAACAAACUUAAGGCAAAGAAGAUUGGUCCUCUUACGGUCUUGGAGAGAAUAAAUGAUAAUGCGUAUCGUCUUCAACUUCCAGCGACAAUCAACACAUCGGAUGUCUUCAAUGUACGGUACCUUUCGCGUUUUGUUCCACCAGACCCGGUUCCAGAUUCGCGGUCGAAUCCUUCUGACCCGGAGGGACCUGAUGCAGCAUCAUAGUACCUUCACCGCCAAGCAACUAUUUUCAUAUUUCAGUUUUUAUUAGUUUUCCUUUUCCAAUUAUAAUUUCCUAUUAUUAGAUUUCCUAUUGUUAAAGGAGUUAGGAUAUUAUCAAACCUCCUCUUAAGUCCUAUAUAAGGCAUUAUAGGUUAGCUUUUAGUUGUCAGUUUGUUUUUAAAAGAUAAUAAACUAGAGUUUUUCUCUAAAGCCUUGCAUUGAUUCGAUUCUGUCAUCAAUACGAGAGCCUUGUGUCGAAUUUGAUUCAA